Molecule: messenger RNA, 599 nt
Organism: Loa loa (African eye worm)
Lineage: Eukaryota; Metazoa; Nematoda; Chromadorea; Rhabditida; Onchocercidae
Exons: 5
Coding region: 66-599 (177 amino acids)
Biological process (GO): DNA-templated DNA replication; error-prone translesion synthesis
Cellular component (GO): epsilon DNA polymerase complex
Molecular function (GO): DNA binding
Source: RefSeq, a predicted model, not a curated record
AGAACCAAGCUCAUCCAUCUGAACUUAUGCAUUCCUGAAAAUAAGACUUAUUCCAUUAUUUACUCAUGCCGACUGAUUCGGAUGUGGAAAAAUUGAGGAAACAAGUUCGCAAAGCAUUUCAGAUGCGAGCACUCACAGUGAGCAAGGAGGCUAUGGAAUAUGCUGUCGAAAUUCUGAUAAAAUUGGAAGGUGAAGAGCGAAUUCGGUGGAUUAAUAAAGUCAUUAGUAUGUUAUCGAAACAGAAGGCUAGUGGGCCAGUCCUUUCGUUUAAUGAAUUCAGGUCGGCUGUUACCGAAUGUGUCAGCAAUCAUUCUUCAAAACAGGAAUCAUUAAUCCAUGUAAUUGAUUUGUUCACCGUUCCACGUUUGCGGUAUGAUGAACAACGUAAAGUGUUGGUCGUAGUAGAUGGUCAAGCAUCUGUCGUAGGACAAAGUGCUGAUGCGAGGAACUUAUACAGAGAGCGCUUGAAACUUGUCGUACAGGUUAGUGAAAAUUUUGUUGGUGAAAAUUCCUUAGCUAUUGUUCAGUUGCUAAGUUUUAUGUCAUUGAGGUCACUAUCUAUUAGUUCCGGCCUUUAUUCCGGACCCUUUCAAAUGUAA